UGAGAAUUCAAACAUUCAGGAUUUGGUGUCAGUCAAGAAACCACCACGCACGAUUAUCGUCGUUAGAAGCGUUAAAAUACGUUAAAUAAUUGUCAAAGUGAGGUUGCAACUUUUGUGAAGGAAUCGCACAAUACGUGGGAACUCCACGCCACACCACCAGCAUUGCCAUCACUGGCAGUGAUCACUUCCAUCCCACGUUACUCAGUGCUGCUUGGGGACAUCACACCCCAAUAUUGGAUUCAAGUUGAUCAUGAAAAAAUUUUCAUAAAGUGCAGAUAAUCAUAUUCCCCAAAAAACAACAAAUAAAAUCAACAAAUAAAGUUGUUCAGAGCUUGGAGGAUAGAAUAAAGGGUUGAAUUUGUGAAACUGGAGCGGUCGGGAAGCUUCUUCCCCGACGAACUGCAUUCACAGGAAGAAAGUGAACUUCCAUAUUAUACUUCCACUGCUUUUCAAAAGUGCCAUGUUACACAAAAGCUGAUAUUUCAGUCAAAAUCUCUGAAUUUUCCCUUUCAUAUUCCCUUCUACUUCUACUUUUCUGUAUAAUUAAUUAUUGAAUCAAUUGUGUCUGUGUUGUUGAACUUAUUGGACAAAAUGCUCAAGUUACAAAGCAGCAGAAGCCAAAUACUCAUCUUCAUCUGUGGUUUAAUAUCAUCGGCAGUAGCAAUUAACCAAUUUGAAUCAUCAGAUGACUACGGUGGAGGAAAUAGUGAAUGUGCCCUUUUACUAGAAGGACCUGGCAGGACUUCAGCAUUUGACUAUAGCCUUAACACAUUACGAGGAACAAACAACUAUGGCGGUGGGGCACAUACCUGCAUCACGUAUGACGCCGUCAACAAUGCCUAUGGUCAGGCAAGGAAAUAUAUCAGGGUAGCCGAAAGAAGAGAGAGAUACCAACACGAAGAGUUGGCGACUGUUGGUGAACUACUUCUGGAAGUCUCACGGAUUUUAUCGAGAACGUAUGGUUUGUCUGUGGAUGAAAUUGAGCAUGGUCUUCCUCUGAUUGACACAUCGAAGACGGCUAUUAGAGAAAUCUGCCCUGCUUUCUUGUCGAAUGUUCAUUGCCAACCCGGCAAGUACAGAAGAUAUGACGGCCUCUGCAAUAAUUUGAAACAUCCAACUUGGGGAGCUGUGCAGUCCACGUUCACGAGGUUGUUGAAGCCCGUGUACUCUGACGCGGUGUCUGACCCUCGAGUGGGCUCCCACGGCUCUGCCCUCCCCCCACCAAGAAUUGUGUCGCGAACCAUUCACCCUGAUGAAGGCUACCAUGACCAUGCUGCCACAAUUCUGCUCAUAUCCUGGGGCCAGACGAUGGACCAUGACCUGACGCUCACCGCAACCCCAUUGGACCCGGUCACUCGAAAUGAGCCGGAAGAGUGUUGUAAACGGGCCCCCAAUUCUAGAAAUCCCUACUGCCUUCAAAUUGAUGUUCCCCAUGAUGAUCCAUUCUAUGGGGUGUAUGGCGUGCGCUGUAUCGACUUUGUGCGUGGAUUUCCUGGCGUUCGUGCUGGGUGCAGACUGGGUUCACGUAACCAGUUCAACAUUCUGUCUGGCGUCAUAGAUGGUAACACUGUGUACGGGGUUGAAGAAAACUUUGCUCGCUCUCUUCGUACGGGGUACGGAGGUCUGUUGAGAAUGAACCCAGUUUUUGCACAAUACGGUCUCCAUGAUUUACUUCCACUCAAGCUCGAUAUCCCAGACGAAGGUUGUACGCGUCCCAACCGUUCCAUGUACUGCUUUGAUGCUGGUGAGAUUCGAGUCAACGAACAAUUGGUGCUGACUUGCAUGCACACCUUGUUGGCUCGUGAGCACAAUCGCAUUGCUUCCAAGCUGGGAGAGAUUAACCCUCACUGGGACGACGAAACAGUUUAUCAGGAAACGAGACGAAUUGUGAUUGGAGAGAUUCAACACAUUACUUACAAUGAGUUCUUGCCUCUUGUGUUGGGCAAGGAAGUUAUGGCAAAGUUUGGACUUUUGCUGCAAAAGGAUGGUUACUGGGACGGCUACGACGAAAACGUAAACCCAGGUGUAAUUGCUGCAUUUGCUGCUGCGGCUUUCAGAUUUGGGCAUUCUCUUCUACCCACAAAUGUGGAAAGAUGGUCCAAGGCUCACAAAUUCAUUGCUUCCAGAAGACUUCGAGACUUGAUUCGUCAACCAUUCGACCUUUAUCGUGCUGGUGUGAUUGACGAAUAUUUCAUGGGCAUGUCCAACCAGGUCGCACAAGCCAUGGAUGACUCCGUCACUCAAGAGGUUACCAAUCAUUUGUUCAGGAAACCCAACCAGCCAUUCGGAGUCGACUUGGCAGCCUUUAACAUGCAACGAGGUAGAGAAGUUGGUCUACCUUCCUACUUAUCUUACAGGAAGUACUGUGGUCUCCCAGGUGCUACUGGUUGGGAUGACCUCUUUGGCUCCAUGAACAACAUCACUGUGAAGAGAUACGCGCAGAUUUAUGUACACCCACAGGAUAUUGAUUUGUGGUCGGGUGGAGUUUCUGAGCGUCCGUUGCCGGGUGCGAUGGUGGGACCCACUUUUGCAUGCAUCAUCGCUUCUCAAUUUAGCAACUCCAGACGAGGGGACCGCUUUUGGUACGAGUUGGGAGGCCAUCCCCAUUCAUUCACUUUGGAACAAUUGGCCGAAAUUAGAAAGGCUCGGUUGGCCCGAAUCGUAUGUGACAACACUGACCUGAUUGACACGAUUCAACUCUACCCAAUGGUUCUUCCCGAUCAUGAAAUCAAUCCUCGUGUUCCAUGCCGAUCUGGAAUUUUACUUCAUGUAGACUUGACCAAGUGGGCGGAUUAUGGAGGACAAUAUUCUCAUCAAGUUCCAGUUCAUGCUGACGAGGUGAAUCUUUCUGGAUUCGAAAAUGAUCCCGGCGUGGGAAAAUAUGUAAACCAAGAUGGCCUUCAGCAGUUAAGACACUACUUGAAAGUGGGUCCAUACAAGUCCUAUUUGACUGGGUCCAACAAAGCGUUCAUGGGAUAUAUUCGACAAAUGCUCACCCGUCGACCCGUCACCCUAAUCCAUAGCACAAAAGGGCACGACGCCACCAACCUGGCCAACGUCCACUACUCUCCUGGACCCGAGCAUGAGAACAUUCCGAACCCCGGAGUGGACUACUCCCCUCGAGGCCACCCCGUCCAUCAGGGUCUCUCCCUCAAGGAAGCCUUCAAGGGACAAGGACAGGACUUUGGACCACUCGUCAACCCUCAGCAGCAACAACAACAGCAAGCAGCCACGGGAGGAGGAGGUCAUCAUCAUCAUCAUCAGCAACAUACGGGCAUUAGUCAAAAUGGAAUUGACAUCACUCCAGCAGCACCCGUUGAGUUUAUUAACCACGUGGUUGCCCCUCCGUCUGAUAAUUUCCAGCGUGUUCCUAAAAUCUAUUACGGAUUCCAACCCGUAGCCACACCAUAUGGGAACAUCUCAACGGGGAAUGACCUGAGGGCUGAUUUUAACCAUGAUUUCAACCGACGACCACAAAAUGAGUUUGGCGGUGGCGAGUCGUACAAUACAAUUAAUUUUAAGCGUAAACGACAAAUUAGGCAGCGUCAGACUGAGCCUGAAAAUGAAUCUGUAAGCAGGUCACAACUUUCUUCGUAAUCUGUCCGAGAGCAUAAGCUCGCCAUCGCCACACGCAGUCACAGAAUAUUGCAUUUGUCCAAUUACGUACAUUAUCCUUAUCCUGCUAUUUAAUUCCUCCCCGUCUACGUUCCAAAAUAAUAAUAUAGUUAAUUUCACACCAGAGAAAAUAUUGAGUGGGUGUUCCAGCAGUCUACAGUUUAUGAUUUAUAAUUGAGGGUAACUGAGCAUACAAGUACAUAAAGUCUGCAAGUGGGAGGAAUCCAUUACCUCCUAUUUCCUGCUGUCUUAAUUGUCCUGAAUAUGUUUCUUAAUACGAGUUAAAAUACUGACAAGCUCGGUGUAAUCCCACGCAAUGCAAUAUAAUUAUAUUCACUUAGUUAACCAAUUUCAUAUUAAAGUUUCCAAAUAUUUCUUCACAUGUACAUGUAAUGUUGAUGCAGGUGGUGGCAAAUCUAGAGCCUCUAGCCGAUUCUCCAACCAUACGUAUAAACCUGUCCAAAAAAUUACUGGGCAUUGAGUUAAAUAGGGAGAGACGUCGUAGGAUAAGUAAAUCUCAACUGACACUCCGAAAAGACGGCCCCAAAAGACUCGAUGGAUCAUUUUCUCACAAAAACAACAACGAUCUCCAUCGCAGCACGUUCACUCGAUUGCACACGCUGGACUAUCAGAAGGACACAUCAUUAUCUCAAAAUUCAAAAACACGCAGGAGAAAGCGGGAGGCGAGAGGCAGUGGAGAAUUGUCCUCGCAAGUGGAAAUACUUAAUGAGGGCCCCUCCGCCUCCCAAGCAAUUGGUCACGAAAAGGACAAAUACGCAAUAAAAGAUGGACGACUAAAAACAUUCACCUCUGAAUUGCAUGUGGAUAACCAACUCAUGACGCGGCCACCAACAAAGAUGGUCGAUUCCACUAAUUAUAGUAGCUCAUCAGAGAGCUUUCUAGAUGUAGCAGAAGACUUUGUGGACGGGGCAGUGUCUACAGCCAUACAUUUUCUGGAGGAUUUCACCAAUUUCGGAAACGUGUUUUUGACCAAUGCCCAGUCGCUCGUUAAUUAUUUUGCCAAUGCAACUGUUACAGCAGUCAACAAGACAUUUCUUAAUUAUAAGCCGCAUGAAAAAAACAAUACUAGCACUCAACAUAAUAAUUCUAAUGUUAAUGUGAGUAGAAUAGUGUAGAACGCGCAAAUUCCCGUGGUUGAUAGUAGGCGAGGUAACAAAUAAGUAGGUAUUAACAGUAUGUCGCAAAAGUUGAAAGUAAGCCUUAGAAGGAACCCCAUUUUCGAAAAAAACUUAAUUUAGAGUAGGAGACAAGGGCGAGAGUUUUGUUAUAAAAAAUGUACAUGGUCAAAAAUGUUUCUAAAUACUACAAAUUUUAGGUUUGACUGAAUCGAUGACUGCAGUGCUACAUAGGUCUGUAGCACAAGAAGAACAAAUACAUAUGUACAUCCUUAGUGCUGCACUAGUGUCAUGAACUACAUAUAUAGCUGAGAGUACUGUAAAUACUCUAAAUACAUAGUUUACAAACUAACCUAGGUAUAACUAUUGUGAAAAUUAGUCAUUUCACAGUAUUCGUAUUAAAAUGAACAUUAACUGAAUGAAUAAAUUAAAAAUAAACAAGGUUUGCGUGGUUAAUAUUUCGCCUGAAUCUUUGGUGUUGAUCAUAGUAUAAAAGCUGUACUUUUGCGUGAUGACUGAUGACACUUGAAUAAAUUGUGCUGGUCAGGAUAUACCAAUAA
Molecule: messenger RNA, 5311 nt
Organism: Folsomia candida
Lineage: Eukaryota; Metazoa; Arthropoda; Collembola; Entomobryomorpha; Isotomidae
Gene: cysu
Product: peroxidase
Exons: 26
Coding region: 592-3597 (1001 amino acids)
Biological process (GO): response to oxidative stress
Molecular function (GO): peroxidase activity; heme binding
Source: RefSeq, a predicted model, not a curated record